AGGUCGAGUUUGCACAAUUAUUUGAACUAUAAGUAGUACGUGUGAUACAAACAAAGUCCAAUACUCAUCCUCCAUAAACUUAUAUUACUAGGAUAUAAAAGUACUUCAACAAACAUUUUAAUUUCUUCCGUUUUGUGGAUUUUUUAAGGUUAAAGGUCGUUUAAUGGUCGUUAUUUUUCAUUAUGGUUUUAUAAUGAAUUAUGUCUUCUCAAAAGCAUACUGACGCCUACAAUUCGAACUGUUCCACUGGAAUUGAAUUUAUGAAUAUUAAACAUUGAUCGCUUACAGGUAUCGAUUGUGACGACUGUGUUAUCAGAAAAGAAGAAAUGAUGUGAGAGGUGUUAUAAAAUAUUCUAAUGUUAUUCUUGUCAUGGAUAUAUCAUAACAAUAAAAAUGAAAUCUCUGAAAUAAGGUAAACUGUGUGUCAUCGGUUCUGAAAAAAAAUGUAAACUGAUUUUCAGGAUAGAAGUGAGAGCUAACAUGAUUGGGAUCGAAGGAAGAUGUCAUUACGUCAACGUUGUCUUCCUGCCCAUCGAAUAUAUAGAAACUUGCUGAUGACAAUAUUUGCUACAUCAUGUUUUCUUUGUUUUACUUUAUUUACGCACCCGUUAAUAAUGGUGCAUAAUAAUUGUGUACAUUGUUCUGUUUCAAAUAACUAUUUACAAGAAAUCGUUCACGAAAUUUACACAAAUGGAUCAUCAGCCAAACAACCCAUCAACCCAACCAAUAUCGAAUAUAUUCAUGAACCAUUGCAUGUAUGUGAUCUGCAUAUAGGGCAGAAUUUUUUAUUAGUGCUAGUGAAAUCAGAUGCUUCGAAUAUAGCUCAUCGAAUGUCCAUCAGACAAACAUGGGGGAAUAUAUCUCAUCCUCAUAUAAAAGUUAUAUAUCUUCUAGGAUAUUAUAGUGUUGUUCAGGAUAUGAUUGAUUUAGAAUCCAAAACAUACAAAGAUGUUUUACAAGGAGAUUUUGUUGAUAUUUAUGAUAACAAUAUGAACAAAACGGCUAUGGCAUACCAGUAUGCUGUAGAAAAUUGUGGCAAUACUCAGUUUCUGUUUUUCGUAGAUGAUGACUUUUUCAUAAACAUUUUGAAAGUUAAUAAGUAUUUAAAAACACUACCUGAUACUCUCAAAUCGACACUGUUUUCCGGAUGUAUCAUAAAAAGAGCGAAGCCGUUUAGGAAUAAAUCUUCGAAAUGGUACAUAACUCGAGAGGAAUACCCGUAUGAUAUUUAUCCAAACUAUCCGUCCGGUGGUGCUAUUCUCAUGUCGAUGACUAUAGCCAAGUUAUUAAAAACGGCAUUCCCAUAUGUGCAAUACAUUCAUAUAGACGACGCCUAUCUAGGAAUAGUGGCUCAGAAACUCAAGCUUCCAUUACAAAAUGAUGAACGAUUUGAUGUUGUGCAUACACCACCUAUGCGCUUGAAAACUAUUUUUGCAUCUCAUGGCUAUGGAAAUCACCGACAACUUUUGGUCAUCUGGGAUGUCUUUCUAGCAACAAUGUCUUUAAAUUCGUCCACCGAUCUCAAUAACCAAUUACAGAUAUCAUGAAUACGAUAGCUUUAAUUUUACAAAUUAUUUUGAAUUGGUAUUUUUUUUUAAUAUUUUAUUAAAGCUUGACACGUCAUAGAA
Molecule: messenger RNA, 1628 nt
Organism: Mytilus trossulus (common blue mussel)
Lineage: Eukaryota; Metazoa; Mollusca; Bivalvia; Mytilida; Mytilidae
Product: beta-1,3-galactosyltransferase brn-like
Exons: 3
Coding region: 501-1547 (348 amino acids)
Cellular component (GO): Golgi membrane
Molecular function (GO): hexosyltransferase activity; UDP-glycosyltransferase activity
Source: RefSeq, a predicted model, not a curated record